Mya arenaria is the source of this 3587-nucleotide messenger RNA. RefSeq lists its product as uncharacterized. Bases 292 to 2820 code for a protein of 842 amino acids. The record is from RefSeq and is a predicted model, not a curated record. The transcript has 2 exons. NCBI's taxonomy places the organism in Eukaryota, Metazoa, Mollusca, Bivalvia, Myida, Myidae.
GUCUGUAUACCGUUAUUGAAAUGUACUGCACAUUUCGCUUAAUUAAAAUUCACUUAGUGUGCUAUAUAAAGUAAAAUAUUAUGUUUCUGGUUAUUUAAAAAACAACCUGCGGAAAUAUUUGUUUUGAAAAGACGGGUGCUUUUUACAGCAAAGGCACUAAAUGAAUAUACGUUAUAUUUUAAAAAUUAAUUGACUUUUUUCGUAUGUUUUUUAAAUAUUAAAGCCUUCUUUAGAGUAUUCGAAAAAAAAAAAAAAAAAAAAAUCUUGUAAGAAUCAUCAACAGUUGAGGACAUGUGUAAAAGGUCUGCAAGAUGGAUUUCCAUGGUAGCAUUUCUGCAGACUUUACUUAUUCGUGAUGUAACAUCCGUCCAUUUAGGAGGUACGCAGGGAACAGAUGAAGUCAGACCCUUUAACAUUCAGGUGAUAGAGCGCGUCAAGAUCCCCGGUGACCCCGGAACUAACGUGCAGGCGCCCGUCAUUAGGCGUAUACACGGUGGUGUCCACAUUGAGACGGCUGAAAUUUCUCAUAAUGGCGCCAUCGGCAGAGAUCAUACAGGACGAGAUUCCCAUACUGACCGCCAGGGUCCAUCGGGCGCUCUAAGAGUCAAUAGUGGCGUCGGGAAUACUUAUGUUGAUUUGCCCGGCCAGGAUGGAAAUGAGUCUUCGUUUCAUAUGGUCCAUAGAGACAUGGGCCAUGGAGUUGGGGAAAUACACGUUGAUCUUCCCGGUCAGCACGGCAAUAAUUCGCCAUUUCCGAUUAUUCAUAGAGUGAAUGACAGCCGUGUUCCGCAUCGAAAUGACAACGCGUUACCGAUGAUCGACAAGGUCAAUCUCUCGCAGGAAAGUCCAGGAGCUAGACAAGACAGCUCCAAUAGCAAAGACAGGCGUGGCUUUGAAAAAACGACCAUAUCUAGCGUCCCAGUUGUUGGAGCGGAGGUGCACGUAGACUUUCCCGGCCAGCACGGUAACAACUCGCUACAUCCGGUUGUUCACCGUAUUGGGUCGUCUCCCAUCAUUGUUGAAGCAGGCCAUGUCCCGAAUGGUGGCAUGCAUGGUGGUCAAAUUGCCCAGCCCGGCCUCCAAGGAAACGACAGCUCACCCGUGGUCUUAAGGGUCGACCAAACGCAGGGAAUAUACCGAAGUAGACAGGACAGUUCCCGUGGCGAACUCCUGCGUGGUUUUGAUAGAGCGACUAUUUCUAGCAUGCCACAUUUUAUAAGAAAGGUACUGCCAAAUUUUAAACGCAAGAUACACAUGGACUUGCCCGGCCAGCAUGGAAACAGCUCGUCAAAUCCGGUUGUUCACCGUACUGGGUCUUCUCCCAGCAUUGUUGAAGCAAAUCAUGGCCUGAAUGGUGAGGACAGAGUGGUACAAAUUGACCAGCCCGGCCACCAUGGAAACGACAGCCCAUCAGUGGUUCAAAGGGUCGACCAAACGCAGGGAAUAUAUCGAAGUAGACAGGACGAUUUCCGUGGCAAACUCUUGCGUGGUUUUGAUAGAGGGACUAUUUCUAGCAUGCCAUAUUUUAUAAGAAAGGUACUGCCAAAUUUCAUACGAAAGGUACACGUGGACUUGCCUGUUCAGCACGGUAGCAACUCGUCACAUCCAGUUGUUCUCCGCACUGUGUCACCUCAUUACACUGAUGAAGCGGGCCUAACCCCGCAUAGUAACGGUAAGACUGUUCAUGCAGAACAGCCCGGCCAACAUGGAAACGACAGCCUAUUACCGGUGGUAAACAUGGUUGAUCGGAUGCAGGGCAAUCUUAGGGUUAAACAGGACAGUUCCGGUGGCAAAAGCAGACGCGGUUCUGAAAGACCGCCAAUUUCAAGCUAUACAGAUUUUAAAGGGAAGGUGCUCAUGGACAUGCCCGCCCAAUACAGAAACAACUCAAAUCCGGUUGCUUACCGUCCUGGGUCCCCUCCUAACAUUGAUAAAGCAGGCCAUGUCCCGCAUGGUGCCAGCAAAGAGAUUAACCUUGACCAGCCCGGCUACCAUCGAAACGACAGCAAUCCGGUGGUUCAAAGGGCCAUCCGACCUCAUGGAAUAACCCAAGGAAGACAGGACAGUUCCCGUGGCAAAAGCAUGCGUGGCUUAGCAAGUUCUAGCGUACAAUAUUUUAGAGGGAAAAUGCCCGUGGACUUGCACAGCCAGCUAGGAAACAACGUGCCACCUCCGCCUCACCGCACGGGAUACUCUCCUUAUACUGAUAAAGCGGGCCUCGCCCCUCAUGGUGGCGACAGGAAGGUUCAUACAGAACAGCUUGGCAAACAUAUCAACGACGGCCCAUUACCGGUGGCCAACAUGGCCGUUCGGCCGCACGGCAGCCCUCAAGGUAAACAAAACAAUUUCCGUGUCAAAAGCAGGCGUGACUUUGAAAGAUCUCCUAUUUCUAGGGUCUCAGAUGUUGGAGGGGAGGUUAACGUAGACUUGCCUGGCCACCGUACUUGGUCACCUCCUUAUAUUAAUGAAACAGAUAACGCUCCGCAUGGUGGUGGCAGGAACGUUGCUGUUGACCAGCCUGGUCAGCAUGGAAACGACAGCGCGUUACCGGUUGUCAACCCUGUCGACCGAUCACAGAGCAGUCUUAUGAAUGGACGGGAAAGUUUUCUUAACAAACGCGGACCGCCAAUCUCUACCUUCCCAGGUAUUCAGCGGUUUCCUCAAACAGAACGUAAACAAGUCAUAUUCGAACGCCGAUUUAGACCACAUUCUUUCAGAGUGCCGAGAUUUCCAGGCAGAAAGUCGAGGCUUAGGAUGCCUACUGAUAUGUUUGCGGAUGAUGAUGAUAAUGAUGAUGAUAUUGAUGAUGAUGAUCGAUGAUGAUGAUGAUGGUGGUGAUGAUGAUGAUGAUGAUGAUGAUGAUGAUGGGAAAACACUUUUAUUAUGUCAAUAUUAAUUUCAUUGCAAAUUACCACAUAGCAGCUCAUUUCAUUAAUUUACGAUAUUUAUCCAAUUUUGGUAUCCUUAGUCCGGUAUACAUGUUCAAUUUUAUUAUUUUGCCAGAUUGAUAUCAUAGUUUCAAAGCUCAUGUUCAUAAAAGUAUACAUUUUUUCAUAAACAUGCAAAAUGACCCGUCGUGGUUAAAAUAUUACGUAAAUCAUCAACUAACAUUGCCAAAAUCGUCUUUCUUAUUGAUAUUUCUCGGUAUAAACAUCUGACCUUGUUAGUUAGCAUGCUUCCGGAAGUUCAACUAUGGCGCGUGCAAACUUGUUGUGACGAAUAUGGUGUUCCAUUCAAGACAUACAUUCUCAAUGACUUAAAUUGUUUAAUAAGUCAAAUUAAACGUUAAUUAAACCAAAUUUCAAUUGUCAGCGGAAGUGCAACCUGUUGCUGAAUACAUGUCUUUGUGUGCUGUGUCACAGAUGAUACUUAUUGAAAUGUUUGCAAUUUGUUCAUGGUGAUAAUAAUAUAAAGAUACUACGCUGACUAGCCUCAUUAUUGGAUAGAAGCUCUGGCAAUACAUUGCCAAAGUUUUGUUAAAAAAUGAAGUCGUUCUCGUUGUUAGCAAGUCCAUGUAUUAUAUAGUUUAUAUAUGUGUUAUAUGUGUUGAUGAUGACGUAUAUAGGGCCUUUUGCUUAUAUGAAAUA